AUGGCUCUUUAUAAACAAUCUUCUUCUUAUACAGUUACCGAGUCCGAUUGCUAUGUGACUUUGUCACUGCCAACUGCUUCAUCUGAUAAUGUCCGGACCGCAACUGUCCACAACACUAAAAAUCCAGUGUGGAAUCAGUCUUUCUGCUACAGGAUUGACAGCCGUAUAAAGAAUGUUCUGCAACUAAAAAUCUGUGAUGAAGAUACUUUCACCAGAGAUGAUGAGCUCUACACGGUUCUUUUUGAUGUCGCUAAACUGCAUCCGGGAAAAACUAGCCGCGUCGUCUUCAAAUUGAAUCCAAAGGCACGUGAACUUUCUUGUGUGGAAAUCAAAGUGAAUACCAAGAAACUGAAGCGACUAUACACAAGUGAUCUGAUAUUUGCAAUCAAGGGUUCCUAUGAAGGCAUGCAGAAAAUUCCACUGACUCCCGAUUCGCAUAACAGAAAUCUCAUUCGGUUUCAUUGUAUUAAGAAUAAUCAAUCAAAUUUGGAGGUCUCACUACCAAAGAAAUGGGAGUGGUCAAAGCUGAAGGAGAAUGCAGAAAGUCUUACCUCUGUUACUUUACCUUUGACUGAGGUUGCUGCACAAGGGAAAAUAUCAAUAGAAGAGCUCCAAAAAAUAUGUUAUGGUCAAAAUGUGAAGGAUGCUAAAGUACAGUAUUUCAGGGCAAAAGAUCUAGAUGUGCGCUUAGCAAAUGAGCUGAGUGUAGCAGAGAAGAAUUUCCUACGCAAGCGAAGGAAAUAUGUUGCUGCUGCUGUGAAGAAGACUCUCCAGCUACCGGAAGACCUGCAGGAUGAUGAGGUGCCUGUGGUGGCAAUCAUGACAACCGGUGGAGGAACCAGGUCAUUUACAGCAAUGUAUGGGAGCCUCCUGGGUUUGCAGAAACUGAAUUUGUUAGACUCCAUCACAUAUAUUGCAGGUUUAUCUGGCACAACAUGGACUAUGGCAAAAUUGUACGAAGAUGCUUAUUGGUCACAGAAAUACCUGGAGGAAGCCAUUAAUGAGGCUCGGAAGCAAGUCAGCAAAUGCAAGAUUAAAUGUUUCUCUAUGGAUUGUUUGAAGUAUUAUUAUAAUGAACUGAAACAAAGGAGACAAGAAGGACAUGAUUCUUCAUUUAUAGACCUCUGGGGGCUUGUCAUUGAGUCCAUGUUAUAUGAUGAGAAAACAGAUCAUACACUCUCACAUCAGCAAGUGGCCGUGAAUGAGGGUCAGAACCCCUUGCCCAUUUAUCUGGCUAUCAGCCUAAAAGACAACUACAGUGCUCAAGAUUUUAAAGAGUGGCUGGAAUUCAAUCCUUAUGAGGUGGGAAACUUAAAAUAUGGAGCACACAUUCAUACAGAGCAUUUUGGUAGCAUGUUCUUCAUGGGGCGACUGAUGAAGAAACUUCCAGAAGUCCGGAUGUGCUUCAUGCUAGGAAUGUGGAGCAGCAUAUUUUCAUUGGACUUCAUGUAUUUCUGGCAUUUGUCCAGUAGCGCUGAAGACUUUUGGUGCAAGUGGACCCAAGACAGAGUAGAAGACAUUGAUGACACUAUUCUACCUUCAAGGCCUCACGAACUGGAUACUCGCGUUGUUUGUGCUCAGGGCCAGCUUUCUCGUUUUCUCCGAGAAGUCUUAACAGGACGUCCAACAAUAGCAGAGUAUCCCAAUUUCCUAAGGGGCUUCCAGAUGCAUGAUGAAUACUUGAACAAUAAGCAUUUUUCUACAUGGAAAGGCACAAAUCUUGACCAGUUUUCAAGAUAUGCCUCAAAACAGGGGAUCCCAUUUCCCAGAAUGGAGAUCAGUGAGGAAGACAGGGAAAACCUGAAGGAAUGCUAUGUGUUUGAUGAUGCAGAAAAUACAGACGUUCCCACUGUACUCUUUUUCCCAUUGACAAAUGAUACCUUCAAAAAAUACAAAGCACCUGGUGAGGAACGUGAUCCAACAGAGAUGAAAGAAGGCGAUAUUGAUGUCUCCAGCUUUCUCUCCCCAUUUACUACAAGGGAAGUCACAUUUUCAGAGGAGAAUUUUGACAGAUUGGUGAAACUGACUGAGUAUAACAUCCUGAACAAUGAAGAUAAGAUUGUGAAAGCCCUGCACGCAGCAGUGAAGCAGAGGAAACAGCAGAAACAUAAGCAGCAGAGCUGCUAA
Messenger RNA from Euleptes europaea (tarantolino), 2127 nucleotides. Its product is annotated as cytosolic phospholipase A2 epsilon-like. Lineage: Eukaryota; Metazoa; Chordata; Lepidosauria; Squamata; Sphaerodactylidae. The transcript has 14 exons. Gene Ontology annotation, molecular function: calcium-dependent phospholipid binding; calcium ion binding. Gene Ontology annotation, biological process: glycerophospholipid catabolic process. The coding region runs from base 1 to 2127 and encodes 708 amino acids. Gene Ontology annotation, cellular component: cytosol. The record is from RefSeq and is a predicted model, not a curated record.